Colletotrichum karsti is the source of this 1245-nucleotide messenger RNA. RefSeq lists its product as uncharacterized. Bases 1 to 1245 code for a protein of 414 amino acids. The record is from RefSeq and is a predicted model, not a curated record. NCBI's taxonomy places the organism in Eukaryota, Fungi, Ascomycota, Sordariomycetes, Glomerellales, Glomerellaceae. The transcript is spliced from 2 exons.
AUGUCCGCCCACGGCUUCGAGCUGCCGACGACGCCAAUGGCGACGUUGUCGACGGCAGCUGCCGUUAGCAACUCGUCUGGCGACAUCAACGGUCACCACAGCCACGGCGGCAACUUCAACAACAACAAGGCGUCUGCGCCCGCGAAUGCUGCCACCGCAACUGCGACUGCCACCGCGACAUCGACCGCCACAGCAGCUGCCGCCGCGCUCCUCCCCGCACGACGGCCGCGGCACCAGAUCACCCGCUCCAUCACCGAGUUCUCGCCGCCCCUGAAGAUGCAUCGUCAUCGACACAGUCACCAUCACCACCAUCGAAGGGACAACAGCAAGCUGCUCUUCCCGGACGAGAGGUCGCCGGGGCUGUCGGUGACGGAUAGGAAUCUCGUGCUGGGACGGAGCUCGCUGGACAUGACGAGGUCGGAGUUUGCGACGCCCAGCAGGAGUCCGGAUUCGAGCAGGCGGACGAGCGCGCUCGUCGGGCCAAUGAUUGGCGGCGGGGAGAACCCUUUGGCUGUCUCGCCGCCCAGGGGAAAGGGAAAGAAGGGGAAUAAUGCGGCUACAUUGGUGGAGGAGAAGGAGAGGGCUGCGAGUCGGAUAACGGGCUUGAAGAAAUCACUUGUGGAUCUGAGCAGUUUCUCGACUUCGACGACACGGCGGCUCGACGAGACGUACUACUCCGUACUCGAGAAGAAGACGCUGCUACACAAUACCAUUUCGGCGAUCAAGGAGCUGGCGGUGGCCUCGCGGCGGCUGACGGGCGAGUUCGAGCGCGAGGCGGAGGAGAUGGCGAAGGAUGUCGACGGCCAGCUGGCCACGUUCGGACGGUUCAACGAGCAGGAGCAGAGAAUCGAGGCGUUGCAGGGCAGGAUUGAGAAGGGGCGCACGCGCAUCCAGGGUCUCGGGGAACGGGUUGACCUCGUCAGGAGGCGCAUCGAGGGGUGGGAGAGGGCGGAUCGGGAGUGGCAGGAGAAGACGCGCAAGAGGUUGAGGAUCGUCUGGAUCGUCAUGUCGGUUGUUUUUGCCGUUCUGAUACUGCUGUUCAUCGGCGUGCAGUAUGCGCACCAGGUCGGCGGCGUUGAUCUGAAGGAAGCUGCGGAGAAGAUUGUCGAGAAGGGGAUCAAUCAGAGCGCGGGCAGCUUGGGAGCUGGCGAGGGCGGGAGCAAGGAGGCUGCGGUGCCGCCGUUAUGGGGUGAUCGGCCGGGGAGGGAGCAAGAUGAUCAGUUGAGGGUGUUCGAUGAGUUGUGA